Phaeodactylum tricornutum CCAP 1055/1 is the source of this 1484-nucleotide messenger RNA. RefSeq lists its product with no specific name. The coding region runs from base 127 to 1161 and encodes 344 amino acids. The transcript has a single exon. Gene Ontology annotation, biological process: mitotic cell cycle phase transition; regulation of cyclin-dependent protein serine/threonine kinase activity. NCBI's taxonomy places the organism in Eukaryota, Bacillariophyta, Bacillariophyceae, Surirellales, Neidiaceae. Gene Ontology annotation, molecular function: cyclin-dependent protein serine/threonine kinase regulator activity. Gene Ontology annotation, cellular component: nucleus; cyclin-dependent protein kinase holoenzyme complex; cytoplasm. The record is from RefSeq and is a predicted model, not a curated record.
CCUCUUCUGAAAUCGCGAACGGAAAACCCGGUAAAAAAGUGAAGCCCUCAGAAUUCGAAGGCAUCGAUUUGGGCACACAUACCCUUCCCGAGCGGUAGAAUCCAGUUCUUUCUGCGCUCCAUCACCAUGAUGCAGAUCUGGGAGGAUGAGCUAUUGGAGGUGGAUCAACUGGUUCAGCAAAAGCAACGACCCGCACGGAAAGUACCCCUCGAACAAAAUUGCGCACUCCGUCGUUUGUUGGAAGUGCAGGCCAUAAUUCUGGAACAAGAAGACCACAUCGUCUUUCGGAAAGCGAAUACCGGGAGAUGUACGCCGAAUUUCGCUUGGCGGGAGAUAGUCGCCCAAUGGUGCUAUGAUGUCGCCGAUCAUCUGGCUGAGAAGCGCUCGGUUGUUUACGUCGCUAUGAACAUUGUGGAUCGCUAUUGUGUGUGGAAGGACAUGAACGAAGAAAUGAGCGAAGGUACCUACAAGCUCAUUUCCAUGACAGCAAUGUUUCUAGCUGUACGUCUCUCAGGAUCCAGAGAACUUCGCCUUCAAGAGAUUUCCUCCAUGAGUCGCGGCUCUAUCAAGAUUCAGGACAUUAUAUCGAUGGGAACUUGUAUGAUCAAGCACUUGUCGUGGGAUCAUCAGAUGGUGACACCGCUGGAUUUUGUUCACACAGCUUUGGAAUCUUUCCCUGAUGCCAUCAGUACUGGAAGGAAGCAAAUCUUGCUUGAUUCAGUCCGGUACCUGACUGAGCUGUCAGUCUGCGACGUCCACCUCUCGCAAUGCCCUCCAUCGGAACUCGCGUUGGCAGCCCUGCUGAACAGCAUACAAUCUCAGUAUUGUGACGAACUCAUGGCCUUUGCGAGAUGUCUGGCGGCCGACAUGACCACGGAAGCUGCAGACAUUCCGGACAUGUGUCGCAGGCUUCGAGAUGUGUAUCGUGAAAGUGCUGAAAAUUGCAGAAGCAACGAUACCCCUCACGUUGUCCUUGACGAAGACGAUCAUCUCGACCUCAGAGUUCAGGCUUCCUGUCUUCCUUUAGGAAUUGUCCGCAGCAUUUCCGACGAAGAUAUUUUGGAGUCGCAACCUUGCAAAAGAAGACAGAACAUUGCUCCCGCGUUUAGACAAGUUACUCGCUGCAAACGAGCGAAAUUCGAUCUCACCACCUUGGCGUAGUACUCGGGUACGACCGUCACAAAACAAAUUGUACAAAUGAUCACGAGCAGCAACGUGUGUAAUCCCGCUCUCGUCUCUUUCUUUGGUCGAGAAUUCUCUUUUUCUCUUAUUAUCUACCACUCCGACAAAUCAACACGAUGAUAGACCACCCCAAGCACAUACUUCAACCAUAUCGUGUAGUUCCUAUUACGGCUCAUCGAAAUAACGCUUAUAUUCCGGGCAAGGAUUUUUCUACUUCUUACGAAAUUCGACUGAACGUUUCCCUACAGCACAUAAUUCAUUAAAUCAGGAAUCAGUCUUUAUAGCUUAAGGUUUUACAAUUC